Molecule: messenger RNA, 3288 nt
Organism: Ogataea polymorpha
Lineage: Eukaryota; Fungi; Ascomycota; Pichiomycetes; Pichiales; Pichiaceae
Product: peroxisomal biogenesis factor 6
Exons: 1
Coding region: 205-3255 (1016 amino acids)
Biological process (GO): protein import into peroxisome matrix
Cellular component (GO): peroxisomal membrane; cytosol
Molecular function (GO): ATP hydrolysis activity; ATP binding
Source: RefSeq, a predicted model, not a curated record
ACGAGAUUCGUUUCGCUACAAUUACUAGGCAGCCCCUUAUUUGUUGAGUACCAACUCUUUAGAGCAGAGCUGGAUAGCGAACUUCCACAAGAUAGUAUUGAAUUGCAUAGCCCCAGACUCUCUAGCAAGUAUGGAUCUGAUUUCACGUUGGAAAAGUGCAUCGUAGUUCCCGUGACAAAAGUGUUAUCGCUGACGUCUGUCAUUAUGAGCUUCCCUCAUGACGUUUACCGGCUUAUUGAAGGAAUUUCGAAAGAGCGGCUGUUGGAGAUCGUGGCCAGCGAAAGAGGAUCUGAUGCGGGCCACAUUUUGAUUCGCAAGACUGAUUUUCUCAAAACUCUGCACGGCGAGGUUAUUCAUUGUGAGCCUGUUGACCAAGGUUUCUUAUCGUCAGACACCAACUUGGUGAUCGUGAAACAGGAAGGUCUCAAGCGUGGGGUAAACGGAAACGUCAAUGGGUCUCACCCUGAUCCUUCGGAGAUUCCUGUAUCUACGCCUGUGGACUUCUCAGUUUCCCACCUUGGUUUGGGAGAUCUAACAUUUGAUGACACCUCUAUAUUCAGUAACCUGACGCUUCAGCCUUUAGAGCUACAAAUUGGCUUCCUGAAGUACAGCAUGUUGAUGGAUUGCACACACAUUCUGGAAUCAUCACACGAAUUUGAUCAUGAGGAUGAUCAGCUUUUUGCCUGCGUAUGCUCUUCGGUGUUACAGAAACUUGGCUGUUUUAGUGGUGAUCUUGUACAGAUCCAAACCUGUGAUUGUGGAGCCGGCAUUGUGUGUGCGUGUGAUAAGAGCGCAAGGCGAAAGAUAACCAUAAGGGUUUUCUCACUGGCAGAUCCGAACGACUUUGAUCCGGAAAAACUGUAUCUUUCGCCUAUUUUUCUCAACAGUAUCGGCAACCCUCGCAUAGUCUUUGUUAAGAGACUUGCAAGUCAACGGCCAAAUGGUGACUUCGUAUGCGAAAAACUGGAAAAUCAUGUACCUGUGGCCAAAGAGGUGGUAAUUGCAAGAGUUGCAUCUCCAAUAACUCUUGACCGAACAAUGCAGCAUUUAUUUUUGUCAAACCUUAAGACAUACUUUGAAUCGAAACACCGGGUUAUUGUGAAAGACCAAUAUAUCCCUGUGCCAAUAGACACCGUGUUGGCAAAGUCCCUUUUCAGCACGUACAAUGCAUCUGGUGACGAGACUCAGCCGGAGAUCAUUCCGCAAGGAAUACCUAACGAACUUGCGUGGUUUAAAAUCACAGACGGAACCACUGAGACGGAUGAUGGCAAAAGCUUGGUAGCGGGAAAACAGUACAUUAUCGAUCCCGCCAAAACAAGAAUGAUUCAGUCCGGAGUGUGCUCAGACAAAGUGCCUUUGAGCGAUGGCAUAUCCUACAGCCAGUUGAGAGACUAUUUUGAGCUUCCUCGGCAGUUUGCUUAUCCUUGUUUGAGGAUUUCGAACGUGCUCACGUUUCCCUAUGCUAACCAGUUACGAAAGAUUGUCAGUGUUGCCUUUCGUAUCAGAGACAACAGCUACAGUAGAUCAAGGGUGCAAACUACAAUUCUACUCUCCAGUAUGGCAAGGUGUGUGGGAAAAGCAACACUUGUUAGACGCAUUGCCACGGAAUUUGGAGCAAAUCUUCUAGAGCUAGAUGCGUACGAUCUUCUCAACCAGGCAUCUGUUAGUAAGACCAUUGGGACGAUUAGGGGCAAGUCUGACAGGGUUGUCGAUAGUUGUUGCUCGGUGAUACUUUAUAUCCGGCACAUUGAAGCACUUGCAAAAAAGCCGGAUCCUAAUCAGCAACAGAAAGAUUCUAUGUCGCUAAGGCUUGCUGAAUUAAUUGACGAAUACACAUCCAAAGGCGCCAUCUUUAUUGGAUCUACCAAUGACGCUGAUGCCAUCUCGGAGCUGAUCAGGUCAAAGUUCAAAUUUGACAUCAGUAUUAAUGUCCCCACCGAACCAGAACGAAAAUUGAUUUUGACAGACCUGCUUGAUGAUAUGAAAACUAAGGACAAAACACCUGUGGUACUAAGACCAGACGUUUCCCUUGACACAUUGGCACUGCAAAGCGCAGGAUUGACUGCUAACGACUUAGUGUCUAUUGUGGACAACACAAUCACUAUUGCAAUCGAGCGGCUUGAAAGGCUUUCAGAGGAACAAAAAGUCAAUUGGGACCAGCUUCUGUCCUUCAAUGGUGGCCGUAUUAAACUUACACCCGAGGAUUUUGAGACAUCUAUUAACGAUGCCAGAAACAAAUUCAGCGACAUGAUCGGGGCUCCUAGAAUCCCGGACGUCAAAUGGGAAGACGUUGGAGGACUGGAUGUUGUAAAGGAUGAAAUUCUGGAUACGAUAGAGAUGCCGCUCAAACAUCCAGAAUUAUUCAGCAAAGGGAUGAAGAAAAGAAGCGGUAUUUUGUUCUACGGGCCUCCUGGGACAGGAAAAACUCUCUUGGCGAAAGCUAUUGCUACCAAUUUUGCCCUCAACUUCUUCUCUGUUAAAGGCCCAGAGCUUUUGAAUAUGUACAUUGGAGAAUCCGAAGCAAAUGUGCGGCGAGUGUUUCAAAAAGCUCGCGACGCGAAACCUUGUGUGAUUUUCUUCGACGAGCUGGAUUCUGUUGCCCCUAAGAGAGGAAAUCAGGGGGAUUCUGGAGGAGUGAUGGAUCGUAUCGUUUCCCAGCUCUUAGCAGAAUUAGAUGGCAUGAGUGGAGCCGAAGGAGGAGACGGUGUAUUUGUCGUUGGUGCCACUAAUCGGCCAGAUUUGCUGGACGAAGCCCUUUUGCGCCCAGGAAGGUUUGAUAAAAUGCUCUAUUUGGGUAUUGCCGACACUCAUGAAAAGCAAGCUAAAAUCAUCCAAGCACUUACAAGAAAGUUUCAACUUGACCCGUCGGUCGACCUCGGCAGAAUCGCAGAAACCUGUCCAUUCACUUAUACGGGAGCAGAUUUCUACGCUUUGUGCUCCGAUGCCAUGCUGAACGCCAUGACUAGAACUGCUGGUGCAGUGGAGAAGAAGAUCAAUGAAUACAAUUGUAACCGUGAAGAAGGAGAUAAGAUUAGCACGCGGUUCUGGUUUGAUAACAUUGCAAAGCCCGAGGAUACACAAGUACUGGUUAAAUCUGAAGACUUUGCCAAAGCCAGAGAUGAACUGGUCCCGUCAGUUUCGGCAGAAGAGCUCCAGCAUUAUCUGUCCGUGCGCGAGAACUUUGAAGGAGGCAAGACCCAAGACGUUAUGCAUACAGUACCUGAUGGGGCGGACAUCAUAAUCUCACAUGACUAGUGUUUAAUUGAAUAUGGUAAUCGACUUGAUUAG